AUGAGUCCUGCAGCGAAGGAAACGUUUUUACAUUGGCAUAGAAAUUUGAAGGACAACGACUACGUGUUCAACUUCCAAGAGGAAAUUCUCGCUUAUUGUCGUUCCGAUGUGGAUAUUCUGCGACGCUGUUGCUUGGAAUUGCGCGAACUGUUCCGUGACGUUACUAAAAUCGAUCCCUUUGAGAAAUGCCUUUCCAUCGCGUCCGCAUGCAAUCAAGUGUAUCGGACAAACUAUCUUCGAGAAAACACCAUUGCCAUCAUCCCACCGCGCGGUUACUGUCCCGAGGACGUCCAGUCCCUUCUUGCCCAAAGAUGGUUGUCGUAUACGGCCGAACGAAACGAAAUUGACAUACAGCAUGAUCGUAAUGGAGGAGAGAAGCGUGUUGGUCCGUAUUUGGUGGACGGUUAUCAUGAAGAAACCCACACGGCCUAUGAAGUUCAUGGAUGUUUUUGA
Messenger RNA from Paramuricea clavata, 453 nucleotides. The record is from the annotation of a GenBank genome assembly. Lineage: Eukaryota; Metazoa; Cnidaria; Anthozoa; Malacalcyonacea; Plexauridae.